CGCCGCCUUCAACCCUGUACUCCACCGCCCCCUCGCGUCCCCGCCGCGAACCCGCUCCUCCUGCUUCCCCGCAGCCCCUGCGCUCGCGUGCACGCGCUUGCUUGCCUGCUUCCUGCAGACGCUGCCAGCCGGGCCAUGGCGAUCUGCUUUAGGCUGCGGAGCUGCUGGGCCGCGCGUCUUCUCCCGGCUCCUUCGAGCCGCGGUCCCCUCCCCCGCCCUGGCGCUGGCAGCUGGGUGCCUGCGGCGCCGCCCGCGCCGGGCAGGGCCCAGGCCCGCGGCUAUGCCGGAACCCCGGCGGGCCUCCCCGCGGCGCUGCUGCGCACCGACGGCUUCGUGGGCGGCCACUGGCUCCCGGCCGCCGCCACCUUCCCCGUGGACGACCCGGCCAGCGGCGCUGCGCUGGGCCAGGUGGCCGACUGCGGGGUGUCCGAGGCCCGCGCCGCCGUACGCGCCGCCUACGAGGCUUUCUGCAACUGGCGGGGGGUCCCGGCCAAGGAGAGGAGUUUGUUACUUCGGAAAUGGUAUGACUUAAUGAUUCAAAAUCAGGACGACCUUGCCAGGAUAAUCACAGCUGAAAAUGGAAAGCCGCUGAAGGAGGCCCAGGGAGAAAUUCUGUAUGCUGCCCUUUUCCUGGAGUGGUUUUCAGAGGAAGCCCGCCGCAUUUAUGGAGACGUCAUCUAUACCCCAGCAAAAGACAAGAGGGGCCUGGUCCUCAAGCAGCCUGUGGGUGUGGCCGCGGUCAUCACGCCGUGGAAUUUCCCCAGCGCCAUGAUCACCCGGAAGGUGGGGGCUGCGCUGGCUGCCGGCUGCACUGUGGUGGUGAAACCUGCUGAAGACACUCCCCUCUCAGCCCUGGCCCUGGCAGAGCUUGCAAACCAGGCCAGAAUUCCUCCAGGAGUAUUCAAUGUUGUUCCCUGCUCUCGAAAGAAGGCCAAGGAAGUAGGGGAAGCUCUUUGUACUGAUCCUCUCAUAUCCAAAAUUUCCUUUACUGGCUCAACAGCUACUGGAAAGAUACUGUUGCGCUAUGCUGCAGACUCCGUGAAAAGGGUCUCCAUGGAGCUAGGUGGCCACGCUCCAUUCAUUGUGUUUGAUAGUGCUGACGUGGACCGGGCGGUAGCAGGGGCUCUGGCAUCUAAAUUUAGGAACUCUGGACAGACCUGUGUUUGCUCUAACCGUUUCCUGGUACAAAGGGGUAUCCAUGAUUCCUUUGUGAAAAAAUUUAGUGAAGCAAUGAAGAGAAGCCUGCGAGUGGGUAAUGGAUUUGAGGAGGGAACUACUCAAGGCCCAUUAAUUAAUGAAAAGGCAGUGGAGAAGGUAGAGAAACAUGUGAGUGAUGCAGUCUCCAAAGGGGCCACCAUUGUCACAGGCGGGAAGCGACAUCAAUUUGGAAAAAAUUUCUUUGAGCCCACCCUACUUACCAGCGUCACCCAGGACAUGCUUUGCUCUCAUGAAGAGACUUUUGGGCCCCUGGCACCAGUUAUCAAAUUCGAUACAGAGGAGGAGGCUGUGGCGAUCGCUAAUGCCACUGAAGUCGGGUUAGCAGGUUAUUUUUACUCUCAAGACCCAGCCCAGAUCUGGAGAGUGGCAGAGCAGCUGGAAGUUGGCAUGGUUGGCGUUAACGAAGGGUUGAUUUCCACCGUGGAGUGCCCUUUCGGUGGGGUGAAGCAGUCUGGCAUUGGGCGAGAAGGGUCAAAGUAUGGCAUUGAAGAGUAUCUAGAACUCAAGUAUGUGUGUUAUGGAGGGUUAUAGGAUUCUUCAGUCCUUCAAAAUAUAAAAAUAAAAAGGAAGCUUACCUCCAUAUGUGGGGACAUGCCAUCCAUUAUUUUGAAUAGAUGUUUGGGGUCUUCAUAGAUGAUCUGAAAUACAAAUUUUUAAAAAACUCAUCCAGUCCUUGUAAUCUUAAGCAGGUCUUGCCAAUCCCAUCCCUUCCAUUACUUUACUAGGGUCUAAUAGGUGCCACAUGCUAGUGGCUGCAGGCUCCAGGAAAGCCAGCGUCGAAGCCCUGGGACCUAGCACACCCCGUCUGCCUCACAGCCAAGCUCAGAGGAGGCAGGGUGGCCUUUCAGCCUGGUCUCAAAGGCUGAUUACUGACUGUGCACUGACAGAACCAUCUGCAGCGUGGUUCAAGAUCCUGGGCCCAGAGGCUGCCUGGGAGACCCCUGAGUGUGAGCAAUGGGCUGGUCAAGGGGCCCAAUACCCCCUCCCUGGCCAUCGGCCCACUGGGCGCUAACGACUUAUUGUAUCUUGGGAGGUGUUGCAGCAGAGGUAGAAUUACUUGGCUUUUAAAGAUUUCUGAAAUAGCAGAGAAUUGCCUCUGCUUUUAUGAGGAAGGAAGGAGCACCUCUCCCUUUUUCUGGACCGUUUUUUAAAUUGAAGUUUCAUCAUUCUAAAUUUACUGCUUAAGGAUUAUAUUUUCAUUUCUAUUUGGUUUUCUGUUUAAUUUUUUUUUUUUCCUUAGGAAUUGAGACUAAGCAUAAAGAAAAUACUAGCAGAAACAGCUUGGUAGAAGCUAGGCCUGACCCCUUACUGAGGAGCUCAGUUACCUUGUACCGGCUGUUCAAUAUUUCCCAUCCCUCAGGUGGAGUAGAGGGUCUAUAAAAUGUCUUACUCACCUCCAUGGGGUUUUGUGAGCUUAAGAGAAAAGUGAAAAUACUUCGUGCCAAAAUGAAAAUUCCGUGUAAGUGCAGGAGUCCUUGUAUUAUUAGCAGCACCCUCCCCGCCCUGUGGCUUUGCCCAGGUGAUGGGAGGCUGGUGCCCACCUGUCCGCCCACCUGAGCCCGAGUAAGUGGUUGUCACUGCAGCCUGCUCUUCCCGUCCUCAGGUAGUGCUGCUCCUUCUCUGCCAAAAAAGCAAAAGCGCUUUCACCACUGUAGUCUCAAAAGGGAGAAUUUCCAUAUUGUCAGUCCACCUGAGGCUUGAAUUUCAGGCACCUUUUACCUGAAGAGUUUUUAAAGCUUUGCACGAAAAGCCCCAUGACCCCCGUUGCCUCUCACCCUCAGAGAGGAACUUGGAUCCAGAAAAUCAUAGUUGCUUCUGGGCAUGUGUGAGGUCAGCUCUCCCACCCGUCCUGACACUGAGGCAUAGGAACGCAGGCUGUUCCUGGCUGGACAUGCAGAGAUGAAACUCCUUCCUUUCCCACCCUCCCUGGGUGCAGAAUCCACUGACAUUCUGGGGCAUUCUGGGUAAUGGAAGGAAGCCGUGAAUGAAAGCAGUGCUAGAUGCAGUUGCUCCAGAAGCCCACCCAGGACGUAGCCUCCCUCACUGUCCAAUCGAUGGUGGGAGAAGGGGACUGUGGUCGAAAAAUUAAAGGGUCUGGAAAGUCCCUGUGCAUGCAGGGGUGGCUGCUAGGCCUGAGGCCGCUUCGCAUUUGGCCUGGAUUAUACCAGCCACACCAAUGCCAAGGAGAAGGAAUGAGCUCAUAUUAGUUUCCCAUGAACACUGCCCAUCUCCUGUCCAGAACCACAUAUUCACAGUUAACUGCUACUCUUUAGUUUUAUAGUUCUAAAUUAUUUCAAAUAACAUUCUAAUUACUUAUGACUUGGGUGUGUCCAUCUUUUUUCUAUGAAGAAUAAAAAUGCUCUGACGUUAUUUUUUAGAAGUUUGGAAUACUGAUGCAAAUAAAUGCAACUUUGUAAGCCAGUGGCUUUCUUGAAUGGGUGGCAAAUUUUGAGCUUUCUUGUGUAUUUGGCUUACCAGGUACAUAAAUUAAAGUCCAGACACUCAUUGCAAUAUCCUUGAUUAAUUUUGUAGUUAAAAUAACUUGUAAAGGAAAUAAUAUAUUGUCUAGUAAAAUGGUACUGGACGUGGGAAGGGAGAGAAGGGGUCUUUAAAUAAACAUUUUUUUGUUAUUUUUCAAUAAGGUAACCAUAUGUGAUGAAUGGGAUAGUUUUUAAAAUGUAUUUUACAACAUGAAAUAGAAAGGGACCAUUAGAAUGGGGGCUGGCAAACUACAACCCACAAACCAAAUCUGGCCUGCCACCUGUUUUCUGUAUAAUUUGUGGGCUAAGAAUGUUUGUUUGUUUGUUUUUAAUUUUCAAAUAGUUUUAAAAAAAAAUCUAAAAAGAAUAACAUUUCAUGGCACAUGAAAUACAGGAAAUCCAGACUUCAAUAUCCAUAAAUUGUUUUAUCAUAAUACAGCCGUGUCCAUUCAUUUACAGAAUGGUCUCUGGUUUUUCAUGCAGAGUUGAAUAGCUAUGACAGAGACGAUGUAGCCUACAGAGCCUAAAGUAUUUCCUGUUUGGCUUUUUAUAGAAAAGUUUGCCAACCCCUGAUCUAUACCGAGAAGGAGAUAUUGACCUUUUUGGGUUUAUUGGGCAUUAUUUGAUUUAACUGACUACUACUGUGUAAAGGUACUUUUCUGGACAUUGCUAUAGUGAGUUCACACCAAGAGCUUUCCAGCAAUUAUCACAUAACUCAGAUGAAAUUACCCAGAUAACAAGAGUCCAGUGCCCUUGAAAAAUCACUUCUUGCUUCUUUGCUAACUCCAGCUAUGCAGAGAUUCCCUUAUUUAAAGAGCUGGUUUGCAUCUGAUAUCUAUCUGAUUGAGAGGCUUUUAAAUUAUUUUAUGUAAAAAAAUGCUUCUUCUUUUCUCCAUAUCUAUCUUAAUUCUUAUGGAAACACUCAGUGAAAAUAACAACCAGAAGCACAAUGUAAACAAAUCUAUUUUAUCGUUAACUUAUGUUUUUAAUUUUAAAUUGUGCCAUCUCUGAAGGCUGGGUCCCAGUAUUCUAAUUACUCAUCUUUAGCUAUUUUUAGGUAGCAUUUUAAUUUAAUAAUAUUUAUGCUGUGAUUUUUUUCAUGCUACUCUUUGUAGGAUAAACUUGGUAAUAAGUGUAAUGGUGAAUAUAUAAACAUUUUGCUUUUUAAACAUGUGCACAACUCAUUUUUCCAGUUUUUAAUAACCAUAUAUAUAUAUGUAUAUAUGUAUCAGUGACUUGUUGAUAGAGUGAUGUGUGUAUGUGA
Molecule: messenger RNA, 4962 nt
Organism: Choloepus didactylus (southern two-toed sloth)
Lineage: Eukaryota; Metazoa; Chordata; Mammalia; Pilosa; Megalonychidae
Gene: ALDH5A1
Product: aldehyde dehydrogenase 5 family member A1
Exons: 10
Coding region: 136-1749 (537 amino acids)
Biological process (GO): GABA catabolic process
Molecular function (GO): succinate-semialdehyde dehydrogenase (NAD+) activity
Source: RefSeq, a predicted model, not a curated record